This is a messenger RNA of Cucurbitaria berberidis CBS 394.84, 1920 nucleotides long. RefSeq lists its product as uncharacterized. The record is from RefSeq and is a predicted model, not a curated record. Bases 329 to 1798 code for a protein of 489 amino acids. Lineage: Eukaryota; Fungi; Ascomycota; Dothideomycetes; Pleosporales; Cucurbitariaceae. The transcript is spliced from 2 exons.
CAACGCCACAAUGCAGCAUAAGGCACUGCUGCUCGACUGUGGCUUUGACUCAGUUAUUUUAAUGUGUUUCAUAGCAUUAUCAUACCAUGCGCGUACUCACAUUCACAUGAUUGCACAAUAUAUAUCGUGAGCCAUCGUGCUGCAUCUGCUACUUACUCAACAACACAUCGCACUGAACUUUUACUAUCAAGAUUUUACCAGCUCAUUCCAAUCCUAUUAUCUCCAAAUAAAACUGCACACCAAUCUACUCAUCGAUAGCUCCGGCCUACAAUUUGUGAACUUAACCGUGCACGUUAGCAAUAAAGCACAGAUUUACAGCACGCACACGAUGUCCUUUGCCGCAAGCUUCGGUGUUGAUAUUGUUAUCAAUGCCGUUGUUCUAGGUGCCACGCUACUACCACCAGCGCAGAAUGCUAAAGUGCGUAUUGGAUGUGGUAGCAAAGCCCGAAAAGAACAGCAAGGAUCCCUGACAGGCGGUGGCAUGCCAGACAUAGUGUUGUACGAUACGCACGGUGAAGAGAUUUCGCGCAAAGUCGGAGGAGGAUCGUUCGACCCUGGGAGUAACCCGAUAAUCGACAUGGGUGUUGAUCUGCUAGACCCCGGAAAGGCGACCAGGUCGCCUGAGUACGUCAAACUGGUGGCCCGCGGCAACGACGCAGUGUGCAUCGGCUAUGUAGCAGCGACAUCAGCAGGUGACGACAAAAGGACUUGGCACGCCGGCUAUGCCAAAGAGUGUGCUCGCCACGCCAAUGCCAAUUUCUGGUACCCCUCCCCAGAGAUUAUCCCAGGAACUGAUUUCCGCCCGGGGUGUAUCUGGAUGAGCAGUGACGAGCGCUUCCUGCAGGCCAUCUCUGUCAAAUUGACUGAUUUCGCAUUCCCCACAAGUGACGCUGCGGAGAAAGCCAAAACCCAGUUCGAGCAGACGCCCAACACUUUGUGCCAGGCUCCCGGCCGGAUGUCGUUUUGGAAGAAGCACAAUCAGAAUGACUGUAUUCCGUUCUAUGACUUCACCGUGGAAAGGAACGAGACAACCGGCUUCGAUAUCGACUAUCAGAAGAUUGUUUCUGGUCACACGCUACCCUGUAAGCCCCGCGGACUCCUCUUGAAUCAGAUCCUCGAGCCUGGGAAAGGGCCCGAGACUCUGUCUCCUGAACAGAUUCGGAAGAAGGAGCAAGAGGAGGAGAAAAAGAAGCAUGAACAGGAGAAGAAAAACGAGGACGGAGAAAACCCCGAUGCCCCGCCUCCAGGAACAGGCAGCUUCGGAGGCCAGACUGGAACUACCACACAAGAAGAGAACAACGAGAAAGGAAUAAACCCCAAUGGGCCUCCCCCAGGCACGGGCAGCUUUGGAGGUGUAUGCGGCGUGGUCCCAGCCAGCUCGACGGCUAAACCCGGGGAGUUCGUAAGCAAAGUGGCGCCUUGCCCAAGUGGGGCACCCGUGAACCGUCGUAGGCGCGAUCGGCGGCAGGAGCCACCAACGAAGAAAGAUCACUGUGUCGACCGACUCGUCAUUAGCUACCUAAAAGACCACAGCGCACGAGAGGUAUGCGACAUGAAGUCCUCGUGGGGGCCUGAUUUUGUGUCAAUUCCAGAAAGAUUACAUUGCAACAUGUGUACCCGACAGCUCUCACGUCUCUGCGAGCCGGAUGGCUAUGAUAACGAGGGUGAAGACUGCUUUGAUCUCGAAAAGAGAGUGAUGAAGCGAUCGACAAUUGCGGAUUCAAAGGUCCAGGGUGGGUAUCCAACACUCGACCAGGAGGCAAAAUCGUAUGUCCAUGUCUCGGAGUGGAAGGCAUAGUCCAGAGGUGGAGCAGAUCAGGUGCCACAACCUACAAAAUUCACCAGAGCAAAGCGAAAUUGUUGAAUCAAACAUCUUAGAUAUUCCUGGCAUGAUAGAAUCUCUUAUAGCAACUACUAGAC